Pistacia vera is the source of this 2382-nucleotide messenger RNA. RefSeq names its product putative disease resistance protein RGA3. Gene Ontology annotation, molecular function: ADP binding; protein binding. The record is from RefSeq and is a predicted model, not a curated record. The transcript has a single exon. Gene Ontology annotation, biological process: defense response to other organism. Bases 241 to 2382 code for a protein of 713 amino acids. NCBI's taxonomy places the organism in Eukaryota, Viridiplantae, Streptophyta, Magnoliopsida, Sapindales, Anacardiaceae.
UUAUUAUCAAACCCAAUUGUUGCUCUGCUUGCUGAUGCUGAGAACCGACAGGUGAAGGAGAACGCUGUGAGAGUUUGGUUAACCAAGCUGAAAGACGUGUCUUAUGACAUUGACGAUGUGUUGGAUGAGUGGAACACCAAGCUUCAGAAAUUGAAGAUAAAGAAAGCUGAAGAUGCUUCUAAUCCCCUGAAAAAGGUACGUUCCUUCAUUCUUCACUAUCUUGGUUGUAGGCCAUUGGUUAUGCGUUAUGACAUUGGCAUCAGGAUAAAAGAUCUUGACAAAAAACUUGAUAUUAUUGCUGUGGAGAGAGAGAGAUUCCACUUUAGACCAAUCAUCGAGGGUAGUAAAGAAGUAGAACGACAAAUCGCUACCUCUGCUAUUGAUUUAACAGAGGUUCGUGGAAGAGAGAAAGAUAAGAAUUCACUAGUCGAUUUGCUCUUGAGUCAAAGUAGUCAACAACAAGUCCUCCCCAUAAUCUCGAUAGUAGGGAUGGGAGGAAUUGGCAAGACAACUCUUGCUCGAUUAGCUUUUAAUGAUGAUAAGGUGAACACCCAUUUUGAUAAAAAAAUAUGGGUGUGUGUUUCUGAGCCUUUCGAUGAGCUUAAGAUUGCAAAAGCAAUCAUUGAAUCUCUCACAAGUAGUCCAUCUCAAUUAGUUGGAUUAGAAACUGUAAUGCAAAAUAUAAGUCAACAAAUUGAAGGAAAGAAGUUUCUUCUUGUCUUAGAUGAUGUAUGGACUGAAAAUUUUGAAAAAUGGGAAAAUUUAAAACGUACUCUCAAGUGUGGAUCUCUAGAAAGUAGAAUUUUAGUGACCACACGUAAGGAGAGUGUUGCAAAUGCCAUAGGAACAACCAACACAAUCUUACUAGGAAUUCUACCAGAGGAGGAAUGUUGGUCCUUGUUUUGUCAACUUGCAUUUUUGGGAAAACCUAAUGAAGAGUUUGAAGAAAUUGGUAAAAAAAUUAUUAAAAAGUGUAAAGGCUUGCCUCUUGCUGUAAAGGCUUUAAGUAGUCUUUUGCGUUUUAAAAGAGAAUUUGAAGAAUGGGAAAAUGUCUUAGAGAGUGAAAUUUGGGAAUUAGAAGAGGUAGAACAAGAGGUUUUUCAACCUCUACUAUUAAGUUACUAUGACUUACCCCCUACUUUGAAAAAAUGUUUCGCAUAUUGUGUUAUGUUUCCAAAGGAUUAUGAGAUAGAGAAAGAACAAUUGAUUAAGUUAUGGAUGGCACAAGGUUAUUUAAAGUCAAAAAACUCAAAAAAGGAUAUGGAGUUAGUUGGUGAAGAGUAUUUCAAAUCUUUGGCAAUGCGUUCUUUCUUUCAAGAUUUUGAAAAAAGGGAACAUGAAUUUGAUAUACUUUCUUGUAAAGUGCAUGAUAUAGUGCAUGAUUUUGCUCAAUUUCUUACCCAAAAUGAAUGUUAUACAAUAGAGGUUGGUAGUAGAGAAGAAAUUGAAUUAGAAUCUUCUUAUGAUAAAGUUAGACAUUCAAUGAUAAAGAUUCAAGGAGGGGCUUCAUUUCCUAGCUCUAUUUAUACUAGAAAUACUUUUCUACGUAGUCUUGUGGUUGAUUGUAAUUAUGGUACUGACCCCAAGAUAGUUUUGUCCAAAUUAGUUGAUCAAUUUACAUGUCUAAGGUCAUUAUCUUUGAAUAAGUGCUCAAUUGAAGAAGUUCCUGUAGAAAUAAAAAAAUUAAUACACUUGAGAUACCUUGAUUUAUCUUGGAAUAGAAACAUAAAAGAAUUACCUGAGACAUUAUGUGGGUUAUAUAAUUUACAAACCUUAGACAUAAUUGGAUGUGAAAAUAUCAGAAAACUGCCUCAAGGGAUUGGAAACUUAAUCAACUUGAGACAUUUGUUAAAUAGGGGGACUGAUAGUAUAAGUUACAUGCCAAAAAGUUUGGAGAGAUUAACUAGUCUUCGAACAUUAGAAAUAUUUGUUAUAAGUGAGGGCAAUUAUGGUAGUGAAGAAUGUUGUGUUGAAUGUCUAAAAAACUUCAAACAUCUUCGAAAAUUUGGAAUAAAAGGGUUGGGAAAUUUGAGAGACGUGGAUGAGGUUAAGGGAAUAGAAUUAAACAAUAAGAAAAACUUGCGUUUUUCGAGGGUAAACUUUACAGGAAGGAUGAAUGACGAGCAAAAUCAACAACUUCUUGAUGAGUUGCAACCACAUCCAAAUUUAGAGACAUUAGCGCUAGUAAAUUAUAGUGGCAAAACUAUUUUCCCUAAUUGGAUGAUGUCAUUGACUAAAUUGAGAAGGUUAUAUCUUAGGGAUUGUGUAAACUGUGAGCAUUUGCCUCCUUUGGGUAAGUUAUCAUCUCUUGAAAUUCUUUUGAUAACUAGAAUGAAGAGCGUGAAAAGAGUGGGUAAUGAGUUUUUGGGAAUAGAAAUUUAA